AUGGAUCCGCCUGAACUGCGACCGCCCGGCGCCCAGAGCUUCGACAGUUCGGCCACAGAGAGCUCGCUGGGGACAUCCCAGGCGGCCCACACCCGGGCCGCCCACGUGACGCGCCAGAUAACCCACGUGACGCGCCAGGCGGCCUACGGCCUCGGCUGCCGCUGGCGCGGCUACCCGCCUCGACGGCUGACUAUCCUGCAGACGGGAGCCGGCCUCGGCGCGCAGAUCCCAGAGACGCAGCUGGAGGGCGCGCGGCUCGACCACGUCUUCUGCAUGACCUGGCCCGAGGUCACGCUCUCGGUGGCCAACAUCGAGCGCUUCUCCAACCUCGUGUUCCAGCUGGAGUACCGCAAGGCAGCAUCGUGGGCAUGGCUGCCGCCCUCGGACGGGGCGCCGCUGGAGCUGACCGACGCCCCCCUGUUCCUGUACCUGGGCUCGCCGCUGGCGCGCAGUGUGCGCGACCUGGAGCGGAUGGCACUGAAGAUCUCGGACAUCCCGAGCAGCAGCUGGAGAAAGACGACCUCGGAGCUGGCCGGCACAGCGACCGCGCUGCAGAAGGAGAUGCGACGCACGGACGAGCUGCUGCACUCCAUGAUCCCUCCGCUGGUGGCCGUCAAGCUGAAGCGCAACGAGCCCGUGCAGGAGACGUUCGAUGAGGUUACGAUCCUCUUCAGCGACAUCGUGACCUUCACCCAGAUUGCGGCCAGCUGCACACCUGUCCAAGUGGUCCAGCUGCUCAACCAGCUGUACACCUACUUCGAUCAGCUGACUGAGCACAACAACGUGUAUAAGGUGGAGACCAUUGGUGACGCGUACAUGGUGGUGGGAGGCUGUCCAGAGGUGAACUCCGAGCACGCCGCCCUGGUGGCCACGCAGGCGCACCAGAUGAUCCGUGGCGCAGGUCAUGUGCUAGUCCCCACCACGGACAAGCAGGUGCAGAUCCGGGUGGGCAUGCACACGGGCCCGGUGGUGGCCGGUAUCGUGGGCGUCAAGAUGCCGCGCUACUGUCUCUUCGGCGACACGGUCAACACCGCCUCCCGCAUGGAGUCGCACGGCCUGUCCGGUCACGUCCACAUCAGCCACUGCACCUACACGUGUCUGCGGUCCAACCCGCGCUUUUUCUUCGAGCGGCGCGGCCAGAUCCCGGUGAAGGGGAAGGGCAUGAUGUCCACCUACUUCGUGCACGAGGUGCAGCCGAGCGAGCCGGUGGAGCUGGCCCCGGUGGCACCCGCCUACAUCCAGUACAAGUCGAAAUCGCGGCCUCUGGUUAUAGUGCCGCACCGGCGCCACCCCCUCAGCGGCGUCUGUCUGCUGAUGUGA
Molecule: messenger RNA, 1320 nt
Organism: Pollicipes pollicipes
Lineage: Eukaryota; Metazoa; Arthropoda; Thecostraca; Pollicipedomorpha; Pollicipedidae
Product: guanylate cyclase soluble subunit beta-2-like
Exons: 9
Coding region: 1-1320 (439 amino acids)
Biological process (GO): intracellular signal transduction; cGMP biosynthetic process; receptor guanylyl cyclase signaling pathway
Cellular component (GO): plasma membrane
Molecular function (GO): peptide receptor activity; guanylate cyclase activity; adenylate cyclase activity
Source: RefSeq, a predicted model, not a curated record